GCACUCACUCUUCUUCGCGCAAGCCUGCAAGUCAAACACCGAUACCUAAUACUUAGCCCAAAACAGCUACUUUCGCAGCGAUCUCGGUUCACCAGUCAAAAUGCAGUGUGCAAGGAAGUCGAUCUCGACGAGCACUACUCGCAAGGCUUUCGGCGCCAGCCGUGGCUCGGCCGUCGUAGUAAAGGCGGUCCACAGGGAGGCCCCCGCGGCCGCCGACGUGCCCCGCCGCUCGCUGCUGCUCUCCUCGCUGGCGGCCGCGGGCGCCGCCGCCGCCACCUCGCUGCUGGCUGCGCCGCUGCCCGCCGCCGCCGCCGACCCGGUCACGGACUUCCUCCGCGGCUACACGCGGCCGGAGGUGGGGCUGCAGGAGGCGGUGGUGAUCCUGAUGGACGCGCGCAGCACACUCAAGGAGAUCGAGGCCCUGGCUGCCACUCCCGAGGACAGCGAGGAGCGCUUCCGCGCGCGCGCCCUGUGGCCGUCCUUCGCCAAGCGCCUGCGCGCCGUGGCGGAGGCGGCGCCGGUGGCGGUGGCGGCGGUCACGGGCGCGGCGGACAAGGAGGAGACGCUGGGGGAGAUGUACGGCGGCAAGGCGGGCGGCGCGGGGGCCGCUGACGCCGUGUACGCGGCUCUGGGCCGGGUGCUCACCAUCAGCGGCCGCACCAUCCGGCCCGAGGCGCAGGCCGGACCCGAGGCGGCGGCGGACGCGGAGGCAGCCAUCAGCGGCUUCCUGGGCAAGCUGCCGGCACCGCUGCUGGACGAGGCGCAGGCCUUCCGCGUGGAGCGGGCCAAGGCGGCGGCUGCGUGAGCGGUGCAGGAGCGGGGCAGGAGCAGGAGAAGUAGGAGCAGGAGCAGCGGGGGGAGCAGGAGAAGUAGGAGCAGCUGGAGCAGCAGCAGCAGCAGGAGCAGACGCGGGAGGGGGGGGGUCAAGCAUCACAUGGCUGAGUGCGAGGCCCGGACUGGAGGGUUGCUUGCGGUGUGCCAUUGUGUGAGGUGCCGGCAGGGGAACGGGAAGAUGAGGACGACAAGGAAGAAGAUGAUGAGAAGGGCGGAAGGACGGGCAGCAAGGGCAUGGACGUGCUCGUGUGUUUUACAAUUUGUUCCACAGCGCGCAGCGGAAGUCUGGUGUGCACUGGCUCACAUGCUGCAUGUGCCGUCGGGUGACUGGCUGUAACACAACUGGCUU
Chlamydomonas reinhardtii is the source of this 1183-nucleotide messenger RNA. RefSeq lists its product as uncharacterized. The coding region runs from base 101 to 805 and encodes 234 amino acids. The record is from RefSeq and is a predicted model, not a curated record. The transcript has 6 exons. Lineage: Eukaryota; Viridiplantae; Chlorophyta; Chlorophyceae; Chlamydomonadales; Chlamydomonadaceae.